Lagopus leucura (white-tailed ptarmigan) is the source of this 9856-nucleotide messenger RNA. It is a transcript of the gene MAST4, whose product is annotated as microtubule associated serine/threonine kinase family member 4. Gene Ontology annotation, biological process: intracellular signal transduction; peptidyl-serine phosphorylation. NCBI's taxonomy places the organism in Eukaryota, Metazoa, Chordata, Aves, Galliformes, Phasianidae. Gene Ontology annotation, molecular function: ATP binding; protein serine/threonine kinase activity; protein binding. The transcript has 27 exons. The coding region runs from base 110 to 7432 and encodes 2440 amino acids. The record is from RefSeq and is a predicted model, not a curated record.
GCCUCGGCUCUCGUCUCCAGCUGCCGGGAGCGGUGCAGAAAGCGGCGGCUCUUCCUUCCUUCCUCGCGUGUUAUGGCUGUGAGCGGCGCCGCGCUGUGAGCGCCGGGGUAUGGAUAUGUCGGACCCCAACUACUGGACGGUCCUCUCCAACUUCACGCUGCCCCACCUGAGGAGCGGCACCCGCCUGCGCCGGACCCAGAGCUGUAGAACAAGCAAUCGAAAGAGUUUGAUGGGCAAUGGCCAGUCUCCAGCUCUGCCUCGACCUCAUUCACCUCUCUCAGCACACACAGGAAACAGUCCUCAAGACAGUCCUAGGAAUUUCUCUCCCAGUGCCUCAGCCCACUUCUCUUUUGCAAGAAGGACUGAUGGUCGUCGCUGGUCUUUGGCUUCCCUCCCUUCUUCUGGCUAUGGUACAAAUACACCCAGCUCAACUGUUUCUUCAUCUUGUUCAUCACAAGAGAAACUACACCAGUUACCUUACCAACCAACACCUGAUGAACUACAUUUUUUAUCUAAACAUUUCUGUACCACUGAAAGCAUUGCAAGUGAUAACAGAUGCAGGACCACAGCAAUGCGCCCUCGCUCCAGAAGUCUCAGUCCUGGACGUUCUCCUGCCUGCUGUGACAAUGAGAUCAUUAUGAUGAACCAUGUCUACAAAGAAAGGUUCCCAAAGGCCACAGCCCAGAUGGAAGAGAGGCUUCAGGACGUUAUAACAAAUCAUUCUCCAGAAAACGUCCUUCCGCUGGCAGAUGGUGUACUCAGUUUUACCCACCAUCAGAUCACAGAACUGGCUCGAGAUUGUUUGGAUAAAUCCCACCAGGGCCUCAUCACGUCUCGAUACUUCCUUGAAUUACAGCAGAAAUUAGAUAAAUUGCUACAGGAGGCUCAGGAGCGAUCAGAGAGUGAAGAACUGGCAUAUAUUAAGCAACUAGUCAGAAAAAUCCUCAUAGUUAUUGCUCGCCCUGCUCGUUUACUGGAAUGCCUGGAAUUUGAUCCAGAAGAGUUUUACUAUCUUUUGGAAGCAGCUGAAGGCCAUGCUAAAGAAGGACAAGGCAUUAAAACCGACAUUCCCCGCUACAUUAUUAGUCAGCUGGGCUUAAAUAAAGAUCCUUUAGAAGAAAUAGCUCAGCUAGCUAACUGUGACAGUGGGACAGCAGAAUCUCUGGAAAUGGAUGAAUCAGUAACUAGCUCUAAUACCUCACUACAGCUCCGGAGAAAACCUCGAGAAAGUGAUUUUGAAACAAUCAAACUGAUUAGUAAUGGAGCUUAUGGUGCGGUUUAUUUGGUGAGACAUAAAGAAACCAGACAAAGAUUUGCCAUGAAGAAGAUAAAUAAGCAGAAUCUCAUCCUUCGAAACCAGAUCCAACAGGCCUUCGUCGAGCGUGAUAUCCUGACGUUUGCAGAAAACCCCUUUGUUGUCAGCAUGUAUUGUUCUUUUGAAACAAGACGUCAUUUAUGUAUGGUCAUGGAAUACGUAGAAGGUGGAGACUGUGCUACUUUGAUGAAAAAUAUGGGCCCCUUACCUGUGGACAUGGCAAGGAUGUAUUUUGCAGAGACUGUUCUGGCCUUGGAAUACCUUCAUAAUUAUGGAAUUGUACACAGGGAUUUGAAGCCAGAUAAUUUAUUGGUAACAUCCAUGGGCCAUAUAAAGCUUACAGACUUCGGUCUAUCAAAGGUGGGGCUAAUGAGUUUGACUACCAAUCUGUAUGAGGGUCACAUUGAGAAGGAUGCCAGAGAAUUCCUUGAUAAACAAGUUUGUGGUACACCUGAAUACAUAGCUCCUGAAGUAAUACUGAGACAAGGUUAUGGAAAACCAGUGGACUGGUGGGCUAUGGGUAUUAUUCUUUAUGAAUUUCUUGUUGGGUGUGUGCCAUUCUUUGGAGAUACACCAGAAGAGCUGUUUGGACAAGUAAUCAGUGAUGAAAUCAUCUGGCCUGAAAAGGAUGAAGCACCACCUCCGGAUGCUCAGGAUCUCAUUACCCUGCUGCUCAGGCAGAAUCCCUUGGAAAGACUGGGAACAGGUGGUGCAUAUGAAGUAAAGCAACAUCAGUUCUUCAGGAGCCUUGACUGGAACGGUCUGCUCAGACAAAAAGCAGAGUUUAUUCCACAGUUGGAGUCUGAAGAUGACACAAGUUAUUUUGACACUCGUUCUGAGAAAUACCACCACAUGGAAACUGAGGAAGAAGAUGAUACAAAUGAUGAGGAUUUCAAUUUGGAGAUAAGACAGUUUUCCUCAUGUUCACACAGAUUUUCAAAAGUGUUUAGUAGCAUAGACCGAGUUUCUCAAACACAAGGUGAUGAAAAGGAGGAUGCAGGAGAUAAAACAAAAAGUGUCACAUUGCCUUCGGUGGAAUCUUUAAGCUGGAGUUCAGAAUAUUCUGAAAUACAACAAGUAUCUACAUCCAUCUCCUCUGACACCGAGAGUAGCAGGCAACGACAUAGUUCUGGUUUGUUGCCAAAACUGGCCAUAUCUGCCGAAGGAGAACAAGAUGAUUCUACCUGCUUAGCGGGAGCACAGGAAGAGCAGGAAAAGCCUGCAUUAGUGAGUGAAGAAAUAGUGCCAGACGAGCCUGAAGUAACAACUCCAGCAAGUACAAUAAGCAGCUCCACACUGUCAGUUGGCAGUUUUUCGGAGCACUUAGAUCAGAUGAACGGACGAAGCGAAUGUGUGGAUAGCACAGAUAACUCCUCAAAGCCUCCCACUGAAGUUGCAUUUCAGAUGGCUCGUCAGAGAUUAGAAAGUACAGAGAAAAAGAAGAUCUCUGGAAAAGUUACAAAGUCCCUUUCUGCAAGUGCUUUGUCCCUCAUGAUCCCAGGAGAUGUGUUUGGUGUUUCUCCUUUGGGAAGUCCAAUGUCUCCUCAUUCGCUAUCAUCUGAUCCUUCGUCCUCUCGAGAUUCCUCUCCUAGUCGUGAUUCUUCAGUUGCUACUGCAAGUCCUCAUCAGCCAAUUGUAAUUCACAGUUCAGGAAAAAAAUACGGCUUCACCAUCCGAGCAAUCAGGGUUUAUGUGGGAGACAGUGAUAUUUACACUGUGCACCAUAUUGUUUGGAAUGUGGAAGAAGGAGGCGCAGCAUAUCAAGCUGGUUUGAAAGCUGGGGACCUAAUUACUCAUAUCAAUGGAGAGCCAGUGCAUGGUCUUGUUCAUACGGAAGUCAUUGAGUUGUUGUUAAAGAGUGGCAACAAAGUGUUGAUUAUGACAACACCUUUUGAAAACACUUCCAUCAAGACAGGACCUGCCAGGAGAAACAGCUGCAGGAGCCGAAUGGUCAGGCGCAGUAAGAAAACCAAGAAGAAAGAGAGUUUAGAGAGGAGGAGGUCUCUCUUUAAAAAGUUGGCCAAGCAGCCCUCUCCUCUUCUUCACACCAGCAGAAGUUUCUCCUGCCUGAACCGAUCACUUUCAUCAGGAGAGAGCUUACCUGGAUCUCCAACUCACAGCUUGUCUCCAAGGUCACCUACCCCAAGCUACCGUUCCACUCCUGAUUUUCCAUCUGGUACUAAUUCUUCCCAGAGUAGCUCCCCUAGUUCAAGUGCUCCCAAUUCUCCAGCUGGGUCAGGACACAUAAGACCCAGCACUCUUCAUGGCUUGGCCCCAAAGCUUAGCGGGCAAAGAUACAGAUCUGGAAGACGCAAAUCAGCUGGCAGCAUUCCUCUAUCUCCUCUGGCAAGAACACCUUCCCCAACACCACAGCCCACAUCACCUCAGAGAUCUCCAUCACCAUUGCUAGGGCAUUCAAUUGGGAAUACAAAAAUAGCUCAGUCUUUUCCUAGCAAGAUGCACUCCCCUCCAACUAUUGUAAGACAUAUUGUUAGGCCAAAAAGUGCAGAACCACCACGAUCUCCUCUCUUAAAGAGAGUCCAGUCAGAAGAGAAACUUGCACCCUCUUAUGCUAGUGAUAAGAAACACUUGUGUUCACGAAAACAUAGUCUUGAAGUGACUCAGGAAGAAGUGAAUAGAGAAUUGUCCCAGAGGGAAGUAACUCUUCAGAGCUUGGAGGAGAAUGUAUGUGAUGUGCCAUCACUCACACGAGUCAGACCUGCAGAGCAAGGCUGCUUGAAGCGUCCCAUCUCCCGAAAACUAGGUAGGCAAGAAUCCAUUGAUGAAUUAGACAGAGAAAAGCUGAAGGUGAAGAUAGUUAUGAAAAAACAAGAUUUUGCUGAAAAAGUGAAUGCUGCUAUACAUGAACCUAGCACUGAACCAGAAAAUCCCAAUACCAUAAGAUUGGAAGAAAGGGACAAAAAAGCAUUCCAAAAGGUAUUAGAAAGAUCAAAUCCAUUUGAAACAAAAAUUGUUGCUUUAGAGACCCAACCAGCUGGAGGCAUACUCAAAGACACUCUUCAAAAGAAUGCAAACUUGAGAUCAAACGACUGUAGUGCUUUAGAUACACAGAUGCUGUGUCAUGGGUCUCCACUUAAUGAAGUCAGUCAUAUUUCUUAUGAGUUCAAAAGGAUUUCCCCUCCAUGUACACUGCAAGAUAUGCCACCUCAAUCCUCUGACAGGAUGCUAAAUGGAAAGGGAGAAAACACAGAUAAAAAUGUUCCAACAAAAGAAUUUGUCAAAUAUGAAAGAUUAGAUGGUAAACUUGCAAAUAUUGAUUAUCUUAGAAAGAAAAUGUCUUUUGAAGAAAAAGAUGAGAGUGUCUGCCCAGUGCUAAAACCCAAACUGACAUCGAAUGUUCAUGAAAGCCUUCAACUUAAUGCAGUCAGGCCCAUAAGCAUUCAGCAGGAUUCCACUACAGUUGCUGAAGGUAGAGCAUUCAUUAGCAGUGCACAUGCUUCUCAGAUGAGCUCAGUUUCUUUUGUUCCCCUGAAAACAUUGAACAGUCGAACAGAAACAAGUAUGGAAAAAUCAUCUGUGAUUUCUGCUGAGUCACCAGUCAGGAAAAGUCCAUCAGAAUAUAAACUUGACGGGAGGUCUGUUUCCUGUUUGAAGCCAAUAGAAGGCACACUAGACAUUGCUUUGCUUUCUGGACCACAGGCUUCGAAGACUGAGUUACCUUUAUGUGUACUGCCAGAAGGACAGAGCACCAGCAGUGAUAUGGGAUCUCCUAAACCUUCAGUGCCACAGGGGAGUGGUGGAAAGUCAGAACUGGCCUGUCAGAAAGAGCAUCUGUUAAGCCAUUCAAAAUCUAGCAAAGUUAACCUGCCAGAGGCUCAGGUUCUGCAAACAAGCAAAGUUAACCUGCCGGAGGCUCAGGUUCUGCAAACAAGCAAAGUUAACCUGCCAGAGGCUCAGGUUCUGCAAACAAGCAAGAGUUCUCCCAGUCCACCAGUCAUCCCUAUGGCUGCAGAAGUGGUGGCAGAGAAAAAAACUUCUAGUCCAGCUGCUAAAGUCAGCAUUUCUAUUACUGAAGCUGUUCAGAAGAAGGACAACUUUCCUUCAAAGGAAGACAGUUCAGUGGAGGUGAAGUCCUGUGUUACUCAAAGUCAGAGUGUUAAAAGUGCCCUAACAUACUCUAAGCUUUCUACUAACCAAAGCACUCCUGAAAAACCUCUGAACAAAGAGAAGCACGUACAAAAGGAGUUGCCUGGCAGACAGCCAGCAGCCCAGAGAAAUUGUGAGCCUAUCUCUGCAAAGGUGGAGGUGAUCAGGGAGUCAACUUUGAAGGUAUCUGUCUCAGAUAUCCUGACAACAAACUACUCCAAAGGCAGUGAAAAGAAUUCUGCUGAUCUUGCCAUUCCACCUCAAAUGCAAGGGAAUUUGCAGGCAGCUGGUCCAAGGGCACACCCUAAGGAUGGCAGAGAUUCAGUAAAACAGCUAAGCAAGGAAGAUGCUGUUGUUGCUAGCAGUUUUCUGGAAAGGGACAUAACCAAGCAGAAAGUUCUCAGUGAGUCUAAGAAAAUUAUUGUAGAGUCAAAGAGUGAAAAUCUAUCCAAACCCUCAGUAGAAUGUGAUCCUAGAACUGAGAAGACUGCAUUGGUGUCCUCUGUGCAGAAGGAUAAAACCAAAGAUUUGGGAAAGAAAGAUCAGAAACAGGUCCCUGACAUAAGGCUUCCAGCCACUGAGAGAGAGCAGUCCAGCCAAGUUCCUCAGCAGCAACCUAGUGCUCCAGUGUCCCCUGCUGUGAGAGAUGCUGUAAGCAAACGCUGUGCUGUAGAUGUUCACACAGAUAUUCAAGAUCACAUGAAGCCUCCUACCACUGGUGUGGAAAGCAGUACUAAUAAACUCAGGCCCGUCUCUGAUAUGAGUUCCUCUAAGUCUAAGCACUUGGAUAAACAGACAUUUUCACAGAAACCAUGCACUCCAAACACAAAAGAAAAAGAAACAAUUGUUCAGAUGUCUGCGAGCUCCCGGAAGGAUGGUAAACAUGCUGGUAAAAAUGUGCCAGAUUCCUCUUUUUUUGUAUUGGGUUCUUUAAGAAAAAUGAACAGUGAGCAUACUAAAUUUGAAAGGCCUGUGAUUUCAGAGCAUGGACUUGUAUCCACUCUUCAAGUGAGCAGUAUCACUCCUGAUACAAAACCCAAAUCAUCUACUGUUGACUCAGGACCAACAGGCCCUGAGAUUUCUAAGCAAAUGCAAAAGCAAGAGCCAGCAGGCUUUGGGGAUUCUGCUGAUCAAAAGCUGUUUCACUUCAGCGAGAAACAAACUGUUUCUCCAAAGUUUUCCACUGUGAAAGACUGUCUCUUGCUGAACAAACAGGCAGACAGAAGCCUUAAUAAUCAGACAGCCUCUCCAGAUAAAAGACCUGAAGGAAAAAUAUGCACCGAUGCACUUUACGUUCAACAUGACAAUGGGAAAAUGGAGCCUACCCUUUGCCUCACAAACUGUGAUGUUAGAGCAAAAGGAUCAGAAAAAUCAACCUCAACUAGCAAAUGCUCUCCAGAUUCAAAAGGGAAGGGACAGAUCAAUCAAAAACAGCCUGAGAAUGCAAGCAAACAAAUUGCAAUAAAACAUAUGCCAGCUGCCAGUGGGCAGAGUUCUUACCAUGUGGCUUCUGUACCAGGAAAGCCACCGGCUUGUUCAGCCAAUUUCUCUGAAUGUAGACAAGAAGUAUCUGCUUUGUCUUUGGCAAAGAGUGAUGAAUCUUCAGCAAAAAUUAAAGUAGGCUCACUUGAGCUUCCUUCAUUCAACUACAAGGAACAAGUUAAGAAAAGCACCUCUUCCACAGGAAAUUCUAAGACAGAAAUCACUAAAAGUGUGUCAAUGAUAACCUUGCACAGUGCUGCUGUUGUAGAAGCCCACCACUCUGCUUCAAACCUUGGAGGGAAACCUGGAAGUCAAGAAAAGUCUUCUGUUAAUACUGUGGAUGUAAAAGGAAAAGAUGCUGCUCAGGCUCAGCAGUCUGCUUCAAGAAAACAAAAUGUUGGUAAAGAUUUAACUAGGUCAGUAACCACACCUGAUCGUCCAAACGCACUUUCUAAUGAUAAAGACUCAGUCCGGCAGCGUCGAGGGAAAGAAGCUUUACGAAGCAACCCUUACAAAAAAUUCUGUUGACUCUAAUAUGUGGCAAAUAAAAAUUCAACACUAACAGAAACAAAAACAAUAUAUUUUGACUGUCUUGAAACCAGCACUGUGUAGUGUCUUUAUGUGGCAAAGCUUUCAUGUCACUGAAGAGGAUGGGGAUAUAUAGAGAAAGGACUUUUUACAAAAUGCCUUCUCGAUUGUAACCGGUAAAACUGUUACCAUAUAGUAUUUGUACAAAUAUUCAUUUACAGCUGGAAGCUGUAGAAGAAAUAAUUUCCUCUGUAAAUACCUAGCAUUGUGUUUGGGGAUUGAAUGUAGCAUAUAUAUGUUGCUGCUGAUUGCAUUGUUUACUCUCCCCUUUUUAAAAAAUAGUUGCUUUGCCAUUUAUUUGCCAUAAAUAUGAAAGUAAAUUACUAAAAAUGAGACAUGGCACAGACAUGCACAAGCGUUGUCUGACAGGAGGGCAAAAAUCUACUUUACUUACAAAAAAAAGUCCUAGCUAGAGUAAAAAAUGGAAGGAAGAAAUAAGUAUGGUAACUUACCGUGAGUUUUUACAUGUAUUUUUAGUAAUCACAUUUGGAUAGUACUAUCUGGCUACCUGCUUCGCCACACCUAACACAAGAUGAAACUGCAUCUGCCAGUGGCACGAAGCCUGUCUUAUAGAGUGGGGUGUGAUUAAAGCGAAGGGAGGACUGCUUGGCUAUCACAGAGUCUCUGGAAGACUCGUGUUCUCAGUUGGAAUGGUAGUUGUGGUCUUUUCUGAGGGUCGCAGGAUACACUCUGAGCAGAUAAGGAUGAGACUCUGAAGCACAUGCUGUGUCCUUGGUUUCUGCUGCAAUCCUCUCUUUGUUUCCGUGAGCUAGUUUUAAAUUCGGGCCCUUACAGUUUGAGGCACAAGUUACAAGUACAUGACUUCCAGGACUAUUGUGUUCAUCCCUAGUUUUUUUUAAUUAAUUUAGAGAAUACGUUUUAUCAUAGCAUAUAGGUCUGCAUAAUUAGCUGUAGCUUUUUUUUCUAUUUUAUGGCUAUUAAGGUAAAAAGGAAAGAAAAAAAAAAAGCAAUUCCAUUGUCAUAAAAAAUUUUAGGACAUCAGAUACAUUUUAAUGCAUAGCUGGGGCCUUAUGUUGUAGACUUUAACUUGCUUUUUUUUAGCAAGUAAUUCUUGAUCUCAUGUUCAUUUCUAAAUGCAUUGAGUAGCUCCAUACAUUUCAUAACAUAAUCUUUUUAUUUAUAUGCAAAAAAAAGUAAAUGUAAUUAUAAAAGAAACAUUGUGUAACAAAUGAACCUGUUGGAGCUAUUUGGUGCUAGACUGUGACUGUCCUUUUACUUUUGCUAAGCCUUAUUUAAAUUUUGUAUACUGUGGAACAUGUAGAUUUUGAUCAUUUUAGUGUGGAGGUAUUCAGUUUUGAAGGAUGAAAGAUAGAAUUUGAAACAUGUGCAAGAGCACUACAGAAUAUGCUUGUUGAUGCGUGUUUUUAAGUGUUUGGGAUCAACAGUGGGGGUUUGCUUAUUUCUGUUCAUGUAGCUAAACUAGAGCUAGGCCCCUAGCUGUUUCGUUGAGGCUUACAGAUUGUCUUUCUGUCUCAAAAGCUAGAAACUUGUUCUUAAAAGCACAGUAUAAUCUUGACUUAGAGGUUUGUGUGACAACUGACAGUGUGCAGAAUUCAUUUCCUCCUGGGAGACGCUUUAUUACACUAGUUAAGUUGGAUUACAGCAGACUUGCUAUGGAAAGACGAAAUCACAAACUACAGCGUGAUUUUUUUUUAUGAUGCACCAGAAUAUUCGUGCUGCCUUUUAUGCAUUCACAGAGGAGCUGGUUAGCAAUGGGUAGUAAUUUUGAGCAGCUUUGAAGAGAAAAUGGUCUCAACAUUUACAGUUCACCUGUGCUUUGGCAAUUAAUACAAACGAAUGCUAAUGCACUUCGAUAUAACAUUUCUGUCUGGGAGGUAUUUCCUAGUUUACAGUCUUCUGCAUUUUUAAACUAUCCUCUUGUUUCCUUUAAAGCACAUCUAGUUAUUUGUUUACAGUGUAACUUUAUGUAUAUUUUGUAUAGCUCAUUAUAACUUCUGACAAAUAAGUUUGCAUUUUGGAAGUGUAACAGUGCGUAAGCUUGUGUUUAUGUAGUACUGUUUGUUGGUGCUUACCUAUCAGUGAGCUGUUAGAGAUCCUCCUACCUGUGUGCUGCUUGGGUCAGUCUUUUUGUGAUUGUAGUUCUGGUGUGCUCCUUUGUAGACUUCCUGCUGUAGAUUGCUCAGCUUCAAAAAAAGUAAAAAAAAAAAAAAAAAAGAAAAAAGAAAAAGAAAAAAAAGUGAAAGAGAGAGAGAAAACAAAGACUAAAAAAAAAAAAAAGAAAAAAAAAGUUAGGGUCUGUGCAAUAAAGUGUUUGCAGUCUUAUUUUCUCUGAGAAACUCCUUAUGGAUGUCAUAAUUGUUGUACAUUGAACACAAUUAUUUA